Messenger RNA from Acinonyx jubatus (cheetah), 2983 nucleotides. RefSeq names its product DNA primase subunit 1 (gene PRIM1). The record is from RefSeq and is a predicted model, not a curated record. Bases 487 to 1536 code for a protein of 349 amino acids. Gene Ontology annotation, cellular component: alpha DNA polymerase:primase complex. The transcript has 13 exons. Lineage: Eukaryota; Metazoa; Chordata; Mammalia; Carnivora; Felidae. Gene Ontology annotation, biological process: DNA replication, synthesis of primer.
CAUUCCUCCUCAGAAGGGCAACCUUGCCUAGACAAUACUUUCCUUUUUAUAAUACAUUUCUCUUCACGCAAUGCCCUCUCUCUGCCUUGUAAAACCUUUCCUUUACUGAAGCUCAGUGAAGCUCCCCUCUGCUUGCUAGAUGGGAUGCUGGUUAUUUAAGGGCAGAAAACUUAGGACAAAAUCUGAAUGUAAAAGAAAAGAAAACGUCGUAGAUCUUUUUUUUUUUUAAUUGUGUAAAAAAGGAAGUGAGAAGGAAAACUGGUAAAAGCAAGAUAAAAGGGGCCAGCCAGAUGUCCAAGGCCUGAUACGCCCCUUACUUGUUUUUGGCUUCUGUAAUCUUGCUUUCUUCCGGCAUCCACCAACUGCCCUCACAGCACAACUUUGACAAAGAAUUACUUUCAACACCGUGAAUUUUCAUUCACAUUGAAAGAUGAUAUUUACAUUCGCUACCAAUCCUUCAACAACCAGAGUGAUCUGGAAAAGGAGAUGCAGAAAAUGAAUCCAUACAAGAUUGAUAUAGGCGCAGUAUACUCCCACAGACCCAAUCAACACAAUACAGUGAAGCUGGGAGCUUUCCAGGCUCAGGAAAAAGAAUUGGUGUUUGACAUUGACAUGACAGACUAUGACGAUGUGAGGAGAUGUUGUAGUUCUGCAGACAUAUGUUCUAAGUGCUGGACCCUCAUGACGAUGGCCAUACGCAUAAUCGACCGAGCACUGAAGGAGGACUUUGGAUUUAAGCAUCGUCUCUGGGUAUAUUCUGGAAGGAGAGGUGUUCAUUGUUGGGUCUGUGAUGAAUCAGUUAGAAAAUUGUCCUCUGCAGUACGUUCUGGGAUAGUUGAGUAUUUGAGUCUUGUAAAGGGUGGUCAAGACGUUAAAAAGAAAGUCCACCUAAGCGAAAAAAUUCACCCUUUUGUCAGAAAAUCUAUAAACAUAAUAAAAAAAUACUUUGAAGACUAUGCCUUAGUUGAUCAAGAUAUUCUUGAAAAUAAAGAAAGCUGGGAUAAGAUCUUAGCCCUUGUUCCUGAAACAAUUCAUGAGAAACUUCAACAAAACUUCCAAAAGCAUCACAAUUCACUUCAGCGUUGGGAGUAUUUGAAGAAAACCAUCAGCUCUCAGGAUAAUACCAAAAACGACAAAUGUGGACCCUGGCUUGAAUGGGAGAUCAUGCUCCAGUACUGUUUUCCACGGCUGGAUAUCAAUGUUAGCAAAGGAAUCAAUCAUUUACUGAAGAGCCCUUUUAGUGUUCAUCCUAAAACAGGUCGCAUUUCUGUGCCUAUUGAUGUACAGAAAGUGGACCAGUUUGAUCCAUUUACUGUUCCAACCAUAAGCUCCGUCUGCCGUGAACUGGAUACCAUUUCCACUAAUGAGGGAAAGGAGAGAAAUGAAGCUGAAUCUGAUAUCAAACAUAGAACCAGAGAUUAUAAGAAGACCAGUCUAGCUCCUUACAUAAAAGUUUUUGAACAGUUUCUUGAAAACCUGGAUAAAUCCCGAAAAGGAGAACUUCUCAAGAAGAGUGAUUUACAGAAAGACUUCUGAAGAUAACAACUCUCCUCAAACCAUUGUAGAUAUCUUCUACCUUCAACCAAUAACCAAAUACUUCAACAGCAUUUAAUUAAUAUGGUGGAACCAUAUAUGUGUUUUAGUGCUCAAAGCAAAAUGUCCUUUUCUUGAAAAAUAAUUAUGUUGAAAAGAUUCCUGAAACCACCAAAGGAGAGUGUCCAGGUUUCUCGAACAAGCAGUAAUGAGAGGAGCAAGUGGAUUGCAAAUAUUUGUAAAAGUUAGUAUCAUACAAAGAUAAUUCUAAGAUUUUUGAUAUACCUUUUACCAGUUGCCAUAUGUAUUUUGAUCUACUUCUACCAGCUGCCGUAUGUAGAGGCAAGUGAGCAGUAAUGUGCCGAAGACUUUAAUCUCAGCUCAGAUACAGCCUCCAUAUUUCUGGACUGAAUAUUCUAGGUACAUGAGAGCUUUGUCCUUAAGUCGUAGACCUUAAGUUAAAUUAAUUAUACUUAGAGUAUGUAUUAGGUCACUUCUAAUUUUGCUUACUGGUAUUUUUAUUACCCAGGCCACACCCCACUGUUCAUCUUUUAAAAAUCAUUUUAAAUUGGGCAUCUAAACAUAUGAGUUACUAGAUUACAAUAUUAGGGCAUAGUAGAGUUUUUUUUUUUUUUUACAACUGUUGCAUUUGUAGCUCCUAACUUCUUUCCUCAGAAAAUAACUGGAUUAGUCAACACCAUAGAGCAGCAGCUUAGAAUAACCAAUUUCACCAACAUAAAGCCUAUUUUACUUGUCGAGACACUUCCCUUUCUACAUAUCCAAAUACUUAAUUUUAAAGGUUUUGUUUCUUCCAUAUUUGAAUUUUUGCAAUAGAUUCUGAAAGUCAGAUUUCUUUUGCCCAGUUUUACAACCAAGCUAAACAAAACAGUCAUUCUGGUUUACAGUCCAUCUUCUGAGAAACACUGAGAAGUCAAGCUAUCAGGCUGGUGCUUUCUAUGAUUUAUGAAAAAUUUCCUUCCUUUAUAUUUCCUUUAAUAUUGUUUUCUCUGUAGCCACACAUUCUUUUUUUUAUCUUUUGGUGUAUAUGUAUAAAACAGACUUUGCAGUCAGUACACCGAAAUGCCUUGCAUUUCCUUCUCUUUUCUAAUCUUUUAAGAAAAAACAUUAAAUACCACUGUGCAAAAUUCCUUGUUAUCUGAGCUUCUAUUUACUAUGUAUUGUUCAGUUUUUAGGUUUGGAAACCAGUGGGUCGGUUAAAAAUUCCUGAAUACAAAAUUACUAAAGACACAUCAGUCCAUCUUAACUCAGAAUGGGAGUGUAAAGGCUGGUGUUAUGCUUUCAACAAGAGAUAUUUCAAGCUUCCAGUAUGUCUACCAUUAUUUUAAUGCUUUAAUAUUAAAGCCCUUGGAUAAAGCUGCUGUACUAGCCCAUAAAAGUAGUUUCAGAACAUGUUGUACUCAUUAAAAAGAAUAAAUGUUUUUACACUGUA